CUCCUCUCCAGUCCACCCGGGUCUCCCCUGGCUGGCGCCGGCCGGGAACAGCUCGGCUCCAAACCGGCCACCCGGUCCCCGCCGGCUCCUUCUCCUCCCCCGCACUCCCGCCCCCGGCCGCUGCAGCAGCGCGGGGCUGAACGGGCGGGGAGGUUGGGUUUCGACCGGGGCUCAGGAGGACCCCGCUUCCCGCCGCCCCCAAACUCCCAGGCAGAGCCGGAGCGGCCCCCUCCCCUGGGCAGGAGUGAAGAUGGGCUUCUAAGAUGACGGUUGGAAAGCGUGCUCCCAGGCAGGAAGGCCAGGCUACCCCGGGAUGGGGGCUUGAGUCAGGAAACGCGGGCUCCCGGCCCUCCAGGGAAGGAGACGUGGUCUGAGAGAUGCCACCUUCCUGCAGCCUCACCGACUCCAGCAGAACACAGUCUCCUUUGAGGUGGCGUGGAUGAGGGCGUGACAGAGGAUGCUGCCCCCAUCUGAAGCCUCCGGAGGAUCCUGGCCUGGCAGCUGAGCUUCCCGCGGCUUUGGGACUUCAGGUGUAGAGCUCAUGAAAGGUGCUUGGGUUUCUCCAGCUUUCUUCACCAGUGCUCAGCAGACUGGUUUGGGUUUUCAGAAUCGAAGAUGAGCUGGUAGAAAGGGGAGCUGACAGAGGUGGAAAGAACCCUCUGGAAGCCUCCAGAAUCCGUUAUCGAAAUCCCUUCAUACUGCUUGGGACGCAGAGAGCAGCUAUCAAGCUGCUGGAGGCUGUGAUACAACUGAACUUUGGACCAUCAUAAGUAAAGGAACACAGCUUAGCAACAGCUUCACGUUUCAGCCAGAAGGAGCCUCUUUUAACAGAGAUUUCAAGGGAACAGUGUCUGCAUCUUUACUUUGAGAUCCGUUAUGAUAGGAAAUUUUACGUUCACAUAGAUAACAGGACCUGUUUUUCUUUCCAACAUGCUAUAUUUGAAAGAAGCAUGAACCUUUCGAAGCUUCGAGGAGGGUUCAGGAUAUGCUGGAGUUAGAGGACAGCCCCCUCACUGCAAGUUAAAAAGACAGUCUGAGCUCCGACUUCUGCAGCUCAGCGAGUGUAGACAUAUGCCACUCUUGUCUCCAGAGAGCUGGUGGCAGUGACAUCACCAGGAGAAAAAGCAUCUUUCAGCUUUGGACUUGACAGAAUGAGGUGUGCUGGGGAAGCCACUAGCUGUAACUUGGGCUUUCGUGACUGCCCCUUCAUCAUUCGGGCAGCCCCUGACCACUAAGCCAACAAUGGCCGAGAAGGGCGACUGCAUCGCCAGUGUCUAUGGGUAUGACCUCGGUGGGCGCUUCGUUAACUUCCAACCCCUGGGCUUCGGCGUCAAUGGGCUGGUGCUGUCAGCCGUGGACAGCAGGGCAUGCCGGAAGGUGGCCGUGAAGAAGAUCGCCCUGAGUGACGCCCGCAGCAUGAAGCAUGCGCUCCGAGAGAUCAAGAUCAUCCGGCGCCUGGACCACGACAACAUCGUGAAGGUGUACGAGGUGCUGGGGCCCAAGGGCACUGACCUGCAGGGCGAGCUGUUCAAGUUCAGCGUGGCCUACAUCGUCCAGGAGUACAUGGAGACCGACCUGGCUCGCCUGCUGGAGCAGGGCACGCUGACAGAGGAGCACGCAAAGCUAUUCAUGUACCAGCUGCUCCGUGGGCUCAAGUACAUCCACUCCGCCAACGUGCUGCACAGGGACCUGAAGCCCGCCAACAUCUUCAUCAGCACGGAGGACCUUGUGCUCAAGAUUGGUGAUUUCGGGUUGGCAAGGAUCGUGGACCAGCAUUAUUCACACAAGGGUCAUCUGUCAGAAGGGUUGGUAACGAAGUGGUACCGCUCACCUCGCCUGCUCCUCUCCCCCAACAACUACACCAAAGCCAUCGACAUGUGGGCCGCCGGCUGCAUCCUGGCCGAGAUGCUCACGGGGAGAAUGCUCUUUGCAGGGGCACACGAGCUGGAGCAGAUGCAGCUUAUCCUGGAGACCAUCCCUGUGAUCCGGGAGGAGGACAAGGAUGAGCUGCUCAGGGUGAUGCCUUCCUUCGUCAGCAGCACCUGGGAGGUGAAGAGGCCGCUGCGCAAGCUGCUCCCCGAAGUGAACAGCGAAGCCAUUGACUUUCUCGAGAAGAUCCUGACCUUUAACCCCAUGGAUCGCCUCACAGCCGAGAUGGGGCUGCAGCACCCCUACAUGAGCCCCUACUCAUGCCCCGAGGACGAGCCCACCUCGCAGCACCCCUUCCGCAUCGAGGAUGAGAUUGACGACAUCCUGCUGAUGGCCGCCAACCAGAGCCAGCUCUCCAACUGGGACAGGUACCCUGUGAGCUUGUCGUCGGACCUGGAGUGGCGGCCCGACCGGUGCCAGGACGCGAGCGAGGUGCAGCGCGACCCACGCGCGGGCUCGGCGCCGCUGGCGGAGGACGUGCAGGUGGACCCGCGCAAGGACUCGCAGAGCAGCUCCGAGCGCUUCCUGGAGCAGUCGCAUUCGUCCAUGGAGCGCGCCUUCGAGGCCGACUACGGGCACUCCUGCGACUACAAGGUGGGGUCGCCGUCCUACCUGGACAAGCUGCUGUGGCGCGACAACAAGCCGCACCACUACUCGGAGCCCAAGCUCAUCCUGGACCUGUCGCACUGGAAGCAGGCGGCCGGUGCGCCCCCCACCGCCGCGGUGGCCGCGGAUCCCGGGGCUCGCGAGGAUGAGCCUGCCAGCCUCUUCCUGGAGAUCGCGCAGUGGGUCAAGAGCACGCAGGGCGGCCCUGAGCACUCCAGCCCGCCCCGCGAGGGCCCCGAGCGCCGCCUGUCUGCCUCUCCGCCCGGCCGCCCGGGCCCCAUAGACGGGGGCGCCAGCCCCCAGUUCGACCUGGAUGUGUUCAUCUCCCGCGCCCUCAAGCUCUGCACCAAGCCCGAGGACCUGCCGGACAAUAAACUGGGCGACCUCAACGGCGCGUGCAUCUCCGAGCAUCCUGGGGAUCUCGUGCAGACCGAGGCCUUCUCCAAAGAAAGGUGGUGAGGGCGGAGGUGGCGCCCCAGGCCCCCAAGCAGGAGGCCCCACCCGGGACAGCCUGGGCCUGGCAGGAGGGGGCCACCUCCCUGGCACCUCCACCACCCCUUCCACGCCUCUCUGCUGCCUUGAGGUUAGCAGAACACAGGAAGGAUCCGAGGAGUGAGAGGAAUGUCCAUUUCUUAAACUGCCUUAAUAACUAGCCUUUAACCUCUGGGAGCGGGUUUGAACAGGAGCCUAGAUUGGGGGCUGACUGCUCUCCCAGUGCAGAGGAGGCCCUGGCUUUUUAUAAGUGGUGGUGUGCAGGGAAGAAACAUGUCUUCGGCAGCAGUGUCUGCAGGCCCUGCCUGGGUGGCUGGGUGCAGAGGAACCUUGCAGGCACAGUGUUGAAACCAUCUCACCCAACUGGCCUCAACCGACAGGUGAGGAAGCACAGAGAGCCCCGGAGAAGCAAGUGACCUAAGGUCAGGGCCUAGUCAGUGUCCCAGAAAGCCUUGAAUCCCAGUCUCCUGCCCCCAGGCCAGUGUCUGUCCACUACAUAAUGUCUUCCUCCGCUGGGGUCACUCUGGCUUUUCAAUCAGAAAACAUGGUCCAAGGUGUUUCUUCCCUGUCCAUUACCAUCUAACCCAUUCUAUAUUCUUUUAUUCAGAGCAAUGUUUCUUGUAUUCCAAAAUUGGAAACUGAGCCAGUUUUACCCUAGUCACCAAGCAUACUUUUUCUGGCUCUUCAGGUCCUUAAAAAUUCCCAUCUGCCACACCCCUGUAUUUGCCUCACCCCUGCAUGGUCUGAAAUCUUUAUUUCAGACCAGACCAGUUUGGGGUCUGUGGGUAAAAUGACUCAUUCUCUUGGGCCUGUGCACACACCUCCUCCAGAACUCCCUAUGCACUUUCCAGAAAUGUGCGCAGACACAAAGACACAGCCCUACUUCCUGAGGGGACAUCAUACAUGGGUGAGUUUGAAGACAGCUAUUCCAAGACUCCCUCCAGCCUGCACCCCACUCCCCCAUGCACGUAUACACAGCUCCUUUCCAACCCAACACUGGGAACUCAUGUUCUCGGCAUGAGGACAAAAACAAUGAGGUGCCCGCCAUAGAGAAACUGUGUUAGGAGAGAAGAUUUCACAUGAGACCUAUCAGGCUUCAUUAAUACCACCCUUGAUUUUGAUUGCCCUUUUAGCCUUGGCAAAGAGCAGCCCCUAAAGAAAUGCACUGGAGAGCAAGUGGCCUUGGGGGCAGGAAUCCAGAAAGAUAGGACGGUAUGAAAGGUGGGAUGCCAACAGCGAGGGCCCUCAGGGGUCAGGCACCAGCAUGGGGACCCCAUGACAAAGGAAGGGACUCCAAGCCACCAUGCCCCUCAUCGCUUAGGCUAGGAUGAGUUUGGAGCAUGCAAACCCAGAGGUGUGCUGGCACACAGAACCUGGGGUGAUGGUGUGUGGCCCAGCAGGGGCUCUGCAGAAGCAUAGUCCAUCCCCUGGAAUGCCCUGCCAUUUCCAUCACUGGCGUUCAGCUCCCCAUCCCCAAAGAUACCCACAGGAAGUCUAGCCAAUCUGUAAGCAGAGUUGUCCCCAGUGUUGGUCUUGGGCUGUGGUCACCCUCACCUCAACAGCACCUUAAAUCUAAUCAGCUAACUAGGAUUUGUACAUUGAAACCUGCUACAUGUUAGAAACUUAUAUUUAAAAACAGAAUUAAUCACACUGACCAAUUUUUAAAUGGAAAAUAUGUAAAUAUGAAGUGUUUUGGUUUUUUCUUUCUUUUUUUUUUUUUAAAGAAGAGGAAAUGUACACCGCUCCUCAUGUGCCAUUUGUCCUCAGAGGGCGGCUUUACGUUUUUGGUAAAGGAACAAGCUGCUGACCUUGACUAGGAGUUCAUUUAUAAUUGUUAUUACAGAGGAAUUGUUAUUACUACUCAUGUUUUAAAAAGAUCUAUUAAACAUUAUUAAACUUGAUCAGGACGGGCCAAAUAAAGUUUUAUUGGAACACAGACUCA
Messenger RNA from Equus caballus (horse), 4969 nucleotides. It is a transcript of the gene MAPK4, whose product is annotated as mitogen-activated protein kinase 4. Gene Ontology annotation, molecular function: MAP kinase activity; ATP binding. Lineage: Eukaryota; Metazoa; Chordata; Mammalia; Perissodactyla; Equidae. Gene Ontology annotation, cellular component: nucleus; cytoplasm. The record is from RefSeq and is a predicted model, not a curated record. Gene Ontology annotation, biological process: intracellular signal transduction; protein phosphorylation.